AUGGCAAAUGAAAUGCGGAAACCCUCAGCGGUGAAAAAAGCGAAGCGGACAAUGAGGCUCAAAGGGAAAGACCAUGACUAUGGUGAGACCCAGGAGCCUGAUGUUUUCCUGUCUCGAGGAGGACAGCAACUAGAACUAAUGGACGAAGAACGACACCUUAGCUUUCCAGCGAAAGCUUCUCCAUCAGCCUGGACAAAGAGUAAUAUCAUCGGCACCGAUGAAUCUAUAUCUCUAUCGCAAACUAAAACAACUGGAGAGAGAACCAUCUGGAGCCCAGGGCUAGUUACCGAUCUUAAUGAGAACGGCAACCCGACAAAAGUUACUGGUCGAAAGGUGGAUGAGAGACAUCUGGCAUUUAAACUGGCUGCCAGAGCUUGCGAUGGGGGCAGAUUUCUCAAUGGCAAGAUGAAACAGUUGCUGGGUAUACAAAGUGGCACUGAGCUCGCGACGAACGAAAAGGUCAGCUGCGUGUUUGUUGGGAUAUCACCACUCAACUGCCAGCCCAUCUUCAUGAUGAAGUCGGAUACUCAAUGUUUCCCUGAGAGCUUUGACGGUGUUUCACUUCAACAGAAGACUGAAGAAUCAUUACAUCUCGACAAUACAGCAUCUGUCACAUUGAUUACUGAACCAGAGGGCUAUGUCCCUGGCCACCAGAUCAUCUGGACUGAGAAUAUGCUGAUUCCAGGCAAUAUCUCAUAUGUCAAGCGUGCGCUCCACGAUCGCCUAGCUGACGAUGAGAAGAAUCGAUUUCUUCAGGUUAUGAGGCGAGAACACGGCCUUCUUGAAGCUGGGAGUGGUCCAGCUGGGGUUGCUAAGACCCUACCGUCUAAUGAAGCACCAGACCGAAAGCCGUUGCUUCGUCGCGCUAUUCAGGGUGGCAAAGAUUAUACCAAUCUGCAUUUUAUUCUGCGGUGGCCUCCAAUGGCCCUGCUGGAAAUCCCCCCCGGCAUGAUCGAAGAAAUGCAAGACUUUCUAAACAAGCAUCCAUCUGAUAAUGUGCCCUUGAACAUUGCACUGGCCGCAACAAUCAUUUACUUCGAUAUUGAGGAAACAGAAGAUCACCAAAGGGAGGGUUUUCUGGAUUCCUUCCACAAAAAGCCAUCUCUUGUGAAAAGGGCUCCUCUGGGGGCUCUUAUUAUAUUCUUUCCCCACAUGCUAAGGUUCGUGGAAAAAAACCACUUAACAGCAUUCAUUCAUCCAUUCCGGUUCACCAAUACGCAUAACUCCACUCAUCAUCCCUCCAGAGUCAGUUCCACUCGUAAUGACCUAAAUCCAUCCUCAAUGCGCUCCUGGUACUACCAGAUAAGGUCUCGUCAUCCGCAAGUGUCCGCGGACUUAAGGUUCACUCUGAUUCCUGCAUCCAUGCCGGGAACUACUAUGGUAUUUCCUCAAGACUGCAAACAUGCUCAAAAGCCAUCACCUGAUCUUUUCAAACUAUGUUGCUUGAAUGACGUGCGAACUCUUGGGCUUCCCAGUUACUCCCAUGAUCGAGAGCGCGAUUUCAAGUGGGUAGGAGGACCCAUGUGGCUCUUUUCAGAAGCAGUUCGGCAAACCCAGAUUGCCUACUAUCAACUUGAUGGUGAUCCUUCUAUCAACUAUUGGAAGGCUGACCGUCUCGGAGGAUUCAGAGCUCUUACCGGUCCGGCAAGAAUAAUUGACUCUGUCUUCCCGGAUGUAGGGUCUGAUUAUUACCAGAAAGAGACCAUAACCUCUUGUGUCGAGCGGUGGUUUGGCAAUGAGACCUCUUACACUCAGAACUUCCAAUUUUGCCACGACAAUCCAGAGCUUGAACGAAAGAACAUGGCAACCAGGGUAGACGAGCUCAUCAGGAUUGCCGAUCGCUUGGGCAUUCCAUCCGCUGAACGACGGACGAGUCACAAGACCAUGUUACUUGAGUGGGAUGGAAUGGAGGGCCACUUGAAGUCGCUUCGUGAAGAAGGAAAGCUGAAGCGAUUUGCCGCGCCAGAAUAUCCCACACCUCCAGCCAAGCGAGCAAAGUCUGUCGAGCCAACCUUGAGCUCUAACAUGAAAGGGCAGAUUCUUCAAAUAAUCAAAGGCCUUGCAGCUGCAUCCUGCGACUGGGACAAUCUACUAAAAGAUCUCCAAAGCCCUGCCGCAACAGUGAAGGCGAUUCAAGAGUCAUUCUCCCAUGUGCGUUUGUUCAUAUCCGAGUUAGAGAAGACACUACAGAAUGAGAAUGAUGACAAUGGCCAAGGAGAUCUGGACCAGGUCAUUCGACUGGUCUUUCGAGCUGAGGGGCUUUUCGGGUCGGGAGUAGAAGCAAUGGACUACGAGUCAAAAUGGGACCGCCAUCGUGACAGGCUUGCCCAGCUAUUCGGACAGCCAACUGGGAAGGCUAUGGAAGCUGUUUUCAGGCUCCGGAAUACUCCUGAUGCAUUUAGUAUUAUUCUUCCCCAGAUUCAGGUUUUGGGAGAAUCUCCCUUGAUCAAAGACCAAGUCGAGGCCUUCAAGAAGAUCGAGGCACUACUGGGACCGCCGCCAACUGUCACCAACAUUGGGACAGCGUCGGGGGGGAAAGAGGCACAGGAAUGA
This is a messenger RNA of Fusarium redolens, 2553 nucleotides long. RefSeq lists its product as uncharacterized. The transcript has a single exon. Lineage: Eukaryota; Fungi; Ascomycota; Sordariomycetes; Hypocreales; Nectriaceae. The record is from RefSeq and is a predicted model, not a curated record. Bases 1 to 2553 code for a protein of 850 amino acids.